CAACAUUUACUUAUAAAAAGACGUACUCGUUAUAAUGGAGCAGGCGCCAUAUUGCUCAUCCGACGUAUGGUCUGAACUGCAAGACCCAAGUUAGCCGUCUACCGUGGUACUAUACUUUUCGAUUAUAACACAGACUGCCAUUUCCUUGAUACGUGUGGAUCUCACAACAGCAAUAUGGCGGGGUCUCUCUUCCUUUUGACUGCUUGCAGUUUGAUGACCUCUGUGUCGUCCUGGAAAAGGACCAGUCUUAUGCCUUUUCCUAAAAAGUGUACCAUUGGUCCAAUGGCGGAUCUUGAUAGGCAUAAGUUACCGUUAAAUGGCAUGUGGUAUGAGUUGGUCAUCACCCGGCUAUCUACACACAAUGAGUCAAGGUAUCUGAAGAACGACGCUUUUAAUGCGACUUUACUGGCUGGAGGACCCGCCGUAAGAAUGCAGAGAUUUAGAAGCUGGUCUAACGAGGACACAUGUGACGAACUUGAAUUCACAUUUUUACCAACGGAAGAGGAAGGAGUGCUUGCUGCCACAAAGGACGACGGGACCUUUAUGUACUAUAGUUAUAUUAUUGAAACAGAUGGUCACUUUAUAAUGACCCGUGACUACUACCCGGAUCUUGACGAGAGCACAUACCACCUCUGGAGCCAGUACAUGUGCUUCAACCCUAGAGACGUCGCUAAAAUUUUGAACCGUAUUUCUUCAGACCCAUGUCUGAGAGAAAAGAAGUAUGUGGAAAUGGAACAUUCUACUGUUUGCGGGAUGCCCCCUGCUGCCAUUUGGUCCGAGAUUCUUCAGUAGGCGAAAUUUUGUCCAACUAACAUGACCGAAA
This is a messenger RNA of Lingula anatina, 823 nucleotides long. RefSeq lists its product as uncharacterized. The record is from RefSeq and is a predicted model, not a curated record. Lineage: Eukaryota; Metazoa; Brachiopoda; Lingulata; Lingulida; Lingulidae.